GUUUGUUCUUCACAGGUUUCUGAGACACUAAAGCGUUUUGCAGGGAAGGUGACAACAGCCAGUGUGAAGGAACGGAGAGAAAUCCUCAGUGAACUGGGGAAAUGUGUUGCUGGAAAAGAUCUGCCAGAGGGAGCAGUGAAAGGGCUCUGCAAGUUAUUCUGCUUGACUCUGCAUCGAUACAGAGAUGCAGCCUCCCGCAGGGCCCUGCAGGCAGCCAUCCAGCAGUUGGCUGAGGCCCAGCCGGAAGCCACUGCUAAGAACCUUCUGCACUCUCUGCAGUCUUCAGGGAUUGGCUCCAAGGCCGGUGUCCCCAGUAAGAGCAGCGGCUCGGCCGCCCUGCUGGCCCUGUCCUGGACCUGCCUCCUGGUGCGCAUCGUCUUUCCCUCGAGAGCCAAGCGGCAGGGGGACGUCUGGAACAAGCUGGUGGAGGUGCAGUGCCUGCUCCUGCUGGAGGUGCUGGGUGGCUCCCACAAGCACGCCGUGGAUGGUGCCGUGAAAAUGCUCACCAAGCUGUGGAAGGAGAACCCCAGCCUGGUGGAACAGUACUUAUCAGCCAUUCUCAGCCUAGAACCUAACCAGAGCUAUGCAGGCAUGCUGGGGCUGCUGGUGCAGUUCUGCACGAGUCACAAGGAGAUGGACGUGGUCAACCAGCACAAGAGUGCCCUGCUGGAUUUUUAUGUGAAGAACAUCCUGAUGAGCAAAGUGAAGCCUCAGAAGUACCUAUUGGAUAACUGUGCCCCUCUGCUCCGAUACAUGUCCCACUCGGAAUUUAAGGAUCUGAUACUGCCCACCAUCCAGAAGUCACUACUGAGGAGUCCAGAGAAUGUUAUUGAAACUAUCUCCAGUCUGCUGGCAUCAGUGACUCUUGACCUCAGCCAGUAUGCCCUGGACAUCGUGAAAGGACUGGCUGGUCAGCUGAGGUCCAACAGUCCCCGCCUGAUGGACGAGGCGGUGCUGGCGCUGCGGAACCUGGCCCGCCAGUGCAGUGACUCCUCUGCGAUGGAAGCCGUGACCAGGCACCUGUUCGCUAUCCUCGGAGGUGAGCAAGUCUUUGUGGCCAUGGGGUGUGCUGGUGCUCUCUCCACAGGUGACACGCUGCUGCAGGCCCUGGACUUACUACCCUUGCUCAUCCAGACAGUGGAGAAGGCAGCUUCCCAAAGCACUCAGGUCCCCACAGUCACCGAAGGUGUUGCCGCAGCCUUGCUGCUCUCGAAGCUUUCAGUGGCCGACUCCCAGGCUGAGGCCAAGCUGAGCAAUUUCUGGCAGCUGAUUGUGGAUGAGAAGAAGCAGAUUUUCACUUCUGAGAAGUUCCUGCUCCUGGCUUCAGAGGAUGCCCUGUGUACCGUGCUGCAUCUGACCGAGAGGCUUUUCCUUGACCACCCGCACAGACUCGCCGGCAGUAAAGUCCAGCAGUACCACCGGGCUCUGGUGGCCGUGCUCCUGAGCCGCACCUGGCACGUGCGUAGGCAGGCCCAGCAGACGGUUCGGAAGCUGCUGUCUUCUCCCGGGGGCUUUAAGCUGGCGUAUGGACUCCUGGAGGAGCUGAAGGCUGUCCUCAGUUCUCACAAGGUGCUGCCCUUAGAGGCUCUGGUGACUGAUGCUGGGGAGGUGACUGAGGCCGGCAAGGCCUAUGUGCCUCCACGAGUCCUGCAGGAGGCUCUGUGCAUCAUCUCCAGGGUGCCAGGGCUGGAGGGUGACAUCAGCAACACUGAACAGCUGGCCCAGGAGAUGCUGAUCAUCUCCCAUCACCCAUCUUUAGUGGCAGUGCAGUCUGGACUCUGGCCAGCACUUCUAGCUAGAAUGAAGAUUGAUCCCGAAGCCUUUAUCACCAGGCACCUGGAUCAGAUCAUUCCCAGGAUCACCACACAGAGUCCCCUGAACCAGUCUUCCAUGAAUGCCAUGGGCUCCCUCUCCCUCCUGUCCCCGGACCGGGUCCUCCCACAGCUCAUCAGCACCAUCACCGCCUCUGUGCAGAACCCCGCACUGCACCAGGUGACACGGGAGGAGUUUGCCAUCAUGCAGACCCCUGCCGGGGAGCUGUACGACAAAUCCAUCAUCCAGAGUGCCCAGCAGGACAGCAUUAAAAAGGCCAACAUGAAGCGAGAGAACAAAGCUUAUUCCUUUAAGGAGCAGAUCAUAGAGCUGGAGCUGAAGGAGGAGAUAAAGAAGAAGAAAGGCAUCAAAGAGGAGGUGCAGCUCACCAGCAAGCAGAAGGAGAUGCUGCAGGCCCAGCUGGACAAGGAGGCGCAGAUCCGGAGGCGGCUGCAGGAGCUGGACGGUGAGCUGGAGGCAGCACUAGGACUGCUGGACACCAUCCUGGCCAAGAACCCAUCUGGCCUGACCCAGUACAUCCCUGUUUUGGUCGACUCUUUCCUGCCCUUGCUGAAAUCUCCUCUGGCCGCUCCCCGGAUCAAGAACCCUUUCCUGUCCUUGGCUGCCUGUGUCAUGCCCCCUCGACUCAAGGCUUUGGGCACCUUGGUGAGCCACGUGACUCUGCGCCUGCUGAAGCCAGAGUGUGCCCUGGAUAAGUCAUGGUGCCAGGAAGAGCUGUCGGUGGCUGUGAAGAGGGCGGUGACCCUGCUGCACAGCCACACCAUCACCAGCACGGUGCGCAAGGGUGAGCCAGAUGCUGCACCCCUGUCCGCGCCAGCCUUUUCCUUCGUCUUCCCAUUUCUGAAGAUGGUGCUGACCGAGAUGCCCCACCACAGUGAGGAGGAGGAGGAGCGCAUGGUUCAGAUUCUUCAGAUCCUCACUGUCCACGCCCAGCUGAGGGCCUCACCCAGCAACCCGCCUGGGCGCGUGGACGAGAACGGCCCGGAGCUGCUGCCUCGCGUGGCCAUGCUGCGCCUUCUGACUUGGGUGAUCGGGACGAGCUCUCCCCGCCUGCAGGUUCUGGCUUCCAACGCCUUGACCGCCCUGUGUGCCAGCAGCAGUGGCAAGGAUGGCUGUGCCUUCGCAGAGCAGGAGGCGGUGGACGUGCUGCUCUGUGCCCUGCAGUCCCCGUGUGACAGCGUGCGGGACACCGCGCUCCGGGGGCUGAUGGAACUCCACAUGGUAUUGCCAACGCCUGAUACUGACGAGAAGAAUGGCCUAAAUCUUCUGCGGAGGCUCUGGGUGGUCAAGUUUGACAAGGAGGAGGAGAUCCGGAAGCUGGCUGAGAGGCUCUGGUCGACGAUGGGCCUAGAUUUGCAGCCAGACCUCUGCUCCUUGCUGAUUGACGAUGUCAUCUACCACGAGGCAGCUGUGAGGCAGGCCGGGGCUGAAGCCCUCUCCCAGGCCGUGGCGCGGUACCAGCGGCAGGCGGCCGAGGUGAUGGGCAGGCUCAUGGAGAUUUAUCAGGAGAAGCUCUAUCGGCCGCCCCCAGUGCUGGAUGCUUUGGGACGAGUUAUCUCAGAAUCUCCUCCAGAUCAGUGGGAAGCCAGGUGUGGCCUGGCUUUGGCCCUGAACAAGCUCUCCCAGUGUUUGGACAGCUCUCAGGUGAAGCCACUCUUUCAGUUUUUUGUCCCUGAUGCCCUCAACGACCGAAACCCUGAUGUCCGGAAGUGCAUGUUAGAUGCGGCCCUUGCGACACUCAACGCCCACGGGAAGGAAAACGUCAACUCGCUGCUGCCGGUGUUCGAGGAGUUCCUGAAGAAUGCGCCCAACGAUGCCAGCUAUGACGCUGUGCGGCAGAGUGUGGUGGUCCUCAUGGGCUCCCUCGCCAAGCACCUGGACAAGAGUGACCCCAAAGUGAAGCCCAUCGUUGCCAAGCUCAUUGCUGCCCUUUCCACCCCCUCCCAGCAGGUCCAGGAGUCCGUGGCCAGCUGCUUGCCGCCCCUCGUGCCCGCUGUCAGAGAGGAUGCGGGAGCAAUGGUCCAGAGGCUUAUGCAGCAGCUGCUGGAGUCGGACAAGUAUGCCGAGCGCAGGGGGGCCGCGUACGGGCUGGCGGGCCUGGUGAAGGGCCUGGGCAUUCUGUCGCUAAAGCAGCAGGAAAUGAUGGCAGCGCUGACCGAUGCCAUCCAGGAUAAGAAGAAUUUCCGCCGGCGAGAGGGAGCCCUCUUCGCAUUCGAGAUGCUCUGCACCAUGCUGGGGAAGCUCUUCGAGCCGUACGUGGUUCACGUGCUGCCCCAUCUGCUGCUGUGCUUCGGGGAUGGGAACCAGUAUGUACGUGAGGCUGCAGAUGAUUGUGCCAAAGCUGUGAUGAGCAACCUGAGUGCUCACGGGGUGAAGCUAGUGCUCCCCUCCUUAUUGGCUGCCCUGGAGGAGGAAUCCUGGAGGACCAAAGCCGGGUCGGUGGAGUUGCUUGGGGCAAUGGCUUACUGUGCUCCCAAGCAGCUGUCCUCCUGUCUGCCCAACAUCGUGCCCAAGCUCACAGAGGUGCUGACCGACUCCCACGUCAAAGUGCAGAAGGCCGGACAGCAGGCGCUCAGGCAGAUUGGCUCCGUCAUCAGGAACCCGGAGAUCCUGGCCAUUGCCCCCGUCCUGCUGGAUGCCCUGACGGACCCUUCCAGGAAGACCCAGAAGUGCUUGCAGACCCUCCUGGACACCAAGUUUGUCCACUUCAUUGAUGCCCCGUCCCUGGCCCUCAUCAUGCCCAUUGUCCAGAGAGCCUUCCAGGACCGUUCCACGGACACGCGGAAGAUGGCAGCCCAGAUUAUUGGCAACAUGUACUCCCUGACCGACCAGAAGGACUUGGCUCCGUACCUGCCAAGCGUGACACCUGGCCUGAAAGCCUCUCUUUUGGACCCUGUACCUGAGGUGCGGACAGUGUCUGCAAAGGCCCUUGGGGCCAUGGUGAAGGGCAUGGGCGAGUCGUGCUUCGAGGACUUGCUGCCGUGGCUGAUGGAGACGUUGACCUAUGAGCAGAGCUCUGUGGAUCGCUCAGGCGCUGCGCAAGGGUUGGCCGAGGUCAUGGCUGGCUUAGGGGUGGAGAAGUUGGAGAAGCUGAUGCCAGAAAUUGUGGCUACAGCCAGCAAAGUGGACAUUGCACCCCACGUCCGAGAUGGCUACAUUAUGAUGUUCAACUACCUGCCCAUCACCUUUGGGGACAAGUUCACUCCUUACGUGGGGCCCAUCAUCCCCUGUAUCCUCAAAGCUCUUGCUGAUGAGAACGAGUUUGUGCGUGAUACCGCGCUGCGUGCGGGCCAGCGGGUCAUCUCCAUGUAUGCCGAGACAGCCAUCGCCCUGCUGCUGCCCCAGCUGGAGCAAGGCCUCUUUGACGACCUCUGGAGAAUAAGGUUCAGCUCUGUUCAGCUCCUGGGGGACCUCCUGUUCCACAUCUCAGGUGUCACUGGAAAGAUGACCACGGAAACUGCCUCUGAAGAUGAUAACUUUGGGACUGCUCAGUCCAACAAGGCUAUCAUCACUGCCCUGGGGGUGGACCGGCGGAACCGAGUGCUGGCAGGGCUGUACAUGGGCCGCUCGGACACCCAGCUGGUUGUGCGGCAAGCAUCCCUGCACGUCUGGAAGAUCGUGGUCUCCAACACCCCCCGCACCCUGCGUGAGAUCCUGCCCACGCUCUUCGGGCUGCUGCUGGGUUUCCUGGCGAGUACCUGUGCAGAUAAGAGAACGAUCGCAGCGCGGACAUUAGGAGAUCUCGUCCGGAAGUUAGGGGAGAAAAUCCUACCCGAGAUCAUUCCCAUCCUUGAGGAAGGCCUGAGGUCUCAGAAGAGCGACGAGAGGCAGGGCGUGUGCAUUGGGCUGAGCGAGAUCAUGAAGUCCACCAGCCGGGAUGCCGUGCUGUAUUUCUCCGAGUCCCUGGUGCCCACGGCAAGGAAGGCUUUGUGUGACCCACUGGAGGAGGUCAGAGAGGCGGCAGCCAAGACCUUUGAGCAGCUGCACUCCACCAUCGGCCACCAGGCGCUGGAGGACAUCCUCCCAUUCUUACUGAAGCAGCUGGAUGAUGACGAGGUGUCAGAGUUCGCCUUGGACGGUCUGAAGCAAGUCAUGGCCAUCAAGAGUCGUGUUGUGCUGCCCUACCUUGUACCCAAGCUGACAACUCCGCCCGUCAAUACCCGGGUGCUGGCCUUCCUCUCGUCGGUGGCAGGCGACGCCCUGACCCGUCAUCUUGGCGUGAUCCUCCCAGCGGUCAUGGUGGCCCUGAAGGAGAAGCUGGGGACUCCCGGUGAGCAGCUGGAGAUGGCCAACUGUCAGGCCGUGAUCCUCUCGGUAGAGGAUGACGUCGGGCACCGGAUCAUCAUCGAGGACCUGUUGGAAGCCACCCGCAGCCCUGAGGUGGGCAUGAGGCAGGCUGCCGCCAUCAUCCUCAGCAUCUACUGCUCCCGCUCGAAGGCGGACUACACCAGCCACCUGCGGAGCCUGGUCUCGGGCCUGAUCCGUCUCUUCAACGACUCCAGCCCCGUGGUUCUGGAGGAGAGCUGGGAUGCGCUGAACGCCAUCACCAAGAAGCUGGAUGCUGGCAACCAGCUGGCACUAAUUGAAGAACUCCACAAGGAAAUCCGGUUCAUAGGGAAUGAGAGCAAAGGCGAGCACGUGCCAGGGUUCUGCCUCCCAAAGAAGGGAGUUACAUCCAUCCUUCCAGUGCUGCGGGAGGGAGUCCUGACUGGAAGCCCAGAACAGAAAGAGGAAGCAGCCAAAGCUUUAGGCUUGGUGAUCCGCCUGACCUCAGCUGACGCCCUGAGGCCCUCCGUGGUCAGCAUCACCGGCCCUCUGAUUCGCAUCCUGGGGGACCGGUUCAGCUGGAACGUGAAGGCGGCUCUGCUCGAGACACUCAGCCUCUUGCUGGCCAAGGUUGGGAUAGCCCUGAAGCCCUUCCUGCCCCAGCUGCAGACCACUUUCACCAAAGCCCUGCAGGACUCCAACCGGGGGGUGCGCCUCAAGGCUGCUGAUGCGCUGGGCAAGCUCAUUUCCAUCCACAUCAAGGUGGACCCCCUCUUUACAGAGCUGCUGAACGGGAUCCGUGUCAUGGAGGACCCGGGUGUCAGGGACACCAUGCUGCAGGCCCUGAGGUUUGUGAUCCAGGGAGCAGGGGCCAAAGUGGAUGCAGUCAUCCGGAAAAACAUCGUCUCGCUCCUGCUGAGCAUGCUGGGACAUGACGAGGACAACACUCGCAUCUCCUCGGCCGGAUGCCUCGGGGAGCUGUGUGCCUUUCUGACGGAGGAGGAGCUCAGCACAGUCCUCCAGCAGUGCUUGCUGGCGGACGUGUCCGGCAUUGACUGGAUGGUUCGGCACGGACGGAGCCUGGCACUCUCCGUGGCUGUGAAUGUGGCUCCUAGCAGACUCUGCGCAGGCAAAUACAGCAGCGAAGUUCAGGACAUGAUCCUCAGCAAUGCCGUGGCAGACAGGGUCCCCAUCGCGGUGAGCGGCGUCCGGGGCAUGGGCUUCCUGAUGAAGUAUCACAUCGGGACAGGAGGGCAGUUGCCUGCCAAGCUCUCCAGCCUGCUCAUUAAGUGUCUGCAGAACCCAUCCAGUGACAUCAGGCUGGUGGCUGAGAAGAUGAUCUGGUGGGCAAACAAGGACCCGCUGCCUCCUCUGGACCCCCAAGCCAUCAAACCCAUCCUGAAGGCUCUUCUCGACAACACCAAGGAUAAAAACACUGUUGUCAGGGCCUACAGUGACCAGGCGAUUGUCAACCUCCUCAAGAUGAGACAGGGUGAAGAGGUGUUUCAGUCCGUCUCUAGGAUCCUGGACGUGGCCAGUUUAGAGGUGCUGAGUGAGUGCAACCGAAGGUCGCUGAAGAAGCUGGCCAGCCAGGCCGACUCCACGGAGCAGGUCGAUGACACCAUUCUGACAUGACGGGCUCUGCGCCAGCAUUUCGGCUCCACCUCUUUGUUCAAUGUUUUCAUUUUUGAAAAUACGCUGGUUCCGAUGGGGAGCUUAGGAGAUGGCAUUCCCAGGAAGUAUUUUCCUAUAUCAACAGAUCACAGCCAAAGCCUUAAAUCAAACCCACACACACCCGAAGAUUGCCUCCCAUCCUUUUCUUUGGAGAAGAGAAGAAAAAGCACAUGUGUGAGCCUCACCAGAUGGUAGCCAGUAGCUGGUCCCCAGCUUAGCACGGCUGGUCAGACUUUUGGCUCUCCUGUGCCUGAGCUCUGGUUCCAGAGCCAGCACUACCAACCUUUUGCCUAGAUCCUGAGUGGGGCGCCGGACUGUAGAGGUUUGCCUCGUGUGGUGUGUCUUGGUGUAGCUUUUCAGUAUUGUGUGGCCUGAUUAGAUCUGACCCGUCCAGUGAAAGUGAUACUCAUGAAGCCUUGCAGUUCACAGGUUUGGGCGGGGGGCGGGGGGGGGGGGUUAGGCAGGUUGUUUGAAGGAAGAAUGUGUAAUAAAGGCUUUGAUUUAAUCUUUACGUAAGCCGAUUUUUAAAAAUCCCCAAACAUCCAAUAAACACGCAGCUUCCUCCAUCAGAAA
Molecule: messenger RNA, 8346 nt
Organism: Myotis brandtii (Brandt's bat)
Lineage: Eukaryota; Metazoa; Chordata; Mammalia; Chiroptera; Vespertilionidae
Gene: GCN1
Product: GCN1 eIF2 alpha kinase activator homolog
Exons: 54
Biological process (GO): cellular response to amino acid starvation; regulation of translation
Cellular component (GO): cytosol
Molecular function (GO): protein kinase regulator activity
Source: RefSeq, a predicted model, not a curated record